Messenger RNA from Monomorium pharaonis (pharaoh ant), 3964 nucleotides. RefSeq names its product synaptic vesicular amine transporter. Lineage: Eukaryota; Metazoa; Arthropoda; Insecta; Hymenoptera; Formicidae. The coding region runs from base 1153 to 2451 and encodes 432 amino acids. Gene Ontology annotation, molecular function: serotonin:sodium:chloride symporter activity. Gene Ontology annotation, cellular component: terminal bouton; synaptic vesicle membrane. The record is from RefSeq and is a predicted model, not a curated record. Gene Ontology annotation, biological process: aminergic neurotransmitter loading into synaptic vesicle; transmembrane transport. The transcript is spliced from 7 exons.
AAGUUUACACAGAUUUUGAGUCUCCGAAUUUUAUUUUUUAAGGUAACGAAGAUGUAAAGAUAUAAUUUUAACGAAAGGGCGAGAAAAAUUAUACUUGAACAAUAUUGCUCUCUUGAUAAAUAAUACACGCGCAAUAGAUACAUUAACUACAAUUGUUUUAAAAAUGAUUUAAUCAAUUUAUUAUGACGCAAGUUUAAUAUCGGAUCGAAAACAUAGCAAGAAUUUUUAAUUGCAAAAUUUUUUAAAUCUUGCCCGAUGGCGAAUGACGAAGAAAAUAGAAGACACGUAUGUGCAACCCCCCAAAAAUUCUAUCGAACAUCCGCAGCUUCUUCGUCGCAGCCUCCCCUGUCGCGAUGAUUCCCUACAGUUUACGACCAUAUGUGCUAAGGUUUAUUUCCACAUCAUAAGACUACCAUGAAAACCGCGAAAAUCAGAGCGGCUGGCGACGGCCGAUAAGUCGCUAUAAUGGAGAUAAAUCGAAAAGUGCAUCGGUUCGUGAAACGGUGCGCCAUCCGGGACCAAUCUUCGCGUUGCUCCCCAUGAAAAAGCUUCUGCGCAAGGACGAGCUCCAGCGGCUAUAAAAGCCUGCACGAGACUCGUUCGCUUUCCAGUCACGUUUAGAACGGUCCUUCAAGUGACAAAAAACAGGAAAGAUAAGAGAAAUUCGAAGGAAACUAUUUGAAUUACGUGUUUAUCUGGCCAACGAAAAGAAAGGGGGAAAGGGAAAGAGAGACAUAAAAUUUUUUGACAUUCGGAAAAGUUUCAAACAAGUAGAUUGAGAAGUCGUCUAACUUUGGUUUUAAAUAAAUAGAUUAAGACGAUAGACCGUCCCAAAUAAUACCUCUGAAUAACGGGCUCUUGUAGCUCUAUCUAAUUUCAUUUCCUUUUCUUUCAAAAAACAUGUAUAUCAGCAAUUAAUAGAGCCAUUAAAAAAUUUUACAUUUUACUGUUAUACUUUACUUUAAUAAUAUUGUUAAUCUAAAUUGUUUAUUACUGAUAUAUUAAUUUUAAAAAUUAUUCAAAAAUUUAAAAAAAAUUAUACACAAACUUUUAUUAAAGAUAAAUUCGCGCUAAAUUCUUCGCGGAAUUUAGCAUUCUUUUUUUUACUCUGAGUGUGUUUUUUCCCUUCAAUAUCGAGAUCGAUGAUCAAGGAUGAGAUUAGACGAUCUGAAGAACAGUCGCCUGAUCACCGUCGCCGUGGUCUAUCUCAGUCUCUUCCUGGAUAAUGUCUUGUUGACGGUAGUCGUGCCGAUUAUCCCCGAUUAUCUGUGCACGCUCGACGCGAAUACGACUGCGAGCGCCGAGGAGGACGAAAACGGUCGAGUGGGAUUACUGCUGAGCUCGAAGGCUCUGGUCCAAUUAAUUUUGAAUCCCGCCGUGGGCACUCUCACUGGCACUCUGGGAUACGCCAGACCUCUAUUCCUGGGAAAUAUUAGCCUCUUGCUGGCUGCUUUGCUGUUCGCCUUCGGACAAACAUACGGGAUACUGUUCUUGGCUCGGAGCAUUCAAGGUAUAGCUUCAGCGUGUAUAGCAGUUUCCGGCAUGUCAUUGGUCGCCUCUCAAUAUUCCGAGGAGGACGAGAGAUCCAAAAUCAUGGGUUUCGUUCUCGGCAGUAUCGCUCUGGGUGUCCUCCUAGGCUAUCCAAUCGGUUCCGUGUUGUACGAUCUCGAGGGAAAAAUGGCACCUUUUCUAUUGGUGUCCAGUCUCAUCAUUAUAGUAAUUUGUCUGCAAAUUUUGACAUUAGAUGUUCAAACAAACACUGAGCCAGGAGAACAGCAAACUACUUGGCUGCAUUUAUUGUCUAAUGUGCACAUCCUCAUUAUCUCCGGUGCAAUUUGGUGUUCGACAUCGCCGAUGGCGAUACUAGAACCUUGCUUGCCGAUUUGGCUUAGAACUCACAUAAAACCCAAGAAAUGGCAGUUGGGCACGGUAUUCAUACCGGACAGCGUGGGCUACUUAAUCGGGACCAACUUCUUUGGCGUGAUAGCGUAUCGUUACGGGCGUAGCAAAGUGGCGAUCCUGGCUAUGUUCGUGGUCGGCGUUAGCGCCAUUCUAAUCCCGUCCGCGAAUACAAUGUCGCAGUUGAUAUUCCCGCAUCUGGGAAUGGGUCUGGGCAUCGGCGUAGCGGAUGCAGCUCUGGUACCUUUGCUGGCCAGCUUGGUGGACCGAAAUGGCAACUACGGACCCGUUUAUUCGAUCCAACAAGUGGCCGUCAGUUUGGCUUACUCCUUAGGACCUAUCACGGGCGGCGAAAUGGUCAAAGCCAUUGGAUUCCCGUGGGUCAUGCGAAUCGUAGGAAUCGUGAACGUGGCGUACUGUCCGUUGUUGAUAUACCUCACGUUGGAACGGAGGAAGUUGUUGGCGAGGAAAGAGGAAAAAAAGGACUACGACACGUUUCAAAAAUCCGUCGCACCCUACGAAAGAUUUCACGACUCCGACGAAGAUCUUUGACAGUAAAUAAGAUUCAUUUCUAGCAACAACCAUAAACAUUAAUCCCCCUAAAAAUUUGUAAAUUUUUACAUAUGUUAACAUUUGUUUCUUCUAUAUUUUAAGAAUUACAUUGUCACUUAUCUAUGUUUUUUAAGAUAUUAUAUUUUCUAAUUAUCAUAUAUCACAUAAUUUUCGUGUCACUGUCUCCAUUUUGUGAUAACAAAUUGCGCGACGUCGAAUGUCAUUAAACGUCCGCGAUUGAACACCUCGAAAUAGCUUCUAGUAAUGUUAUUGUUUCCUCAAUUAAGUGCGCUAUGCAGAGCCGGCUCUUCCUCGUAAUUGGUAACCCAAGUGAAUUAUUGGCCAAAUAACAUCCCCGGUAGCUGUCAUCCGUGACACGACGACGUUUCUCGGAUCGGAGAGCAGGAAUUCGCUGAGUUCGCGGUACACGAGGACAAGACAAGAAACAUGCGUUGAUAAUGGAAAAUGACGACGAUCGAUCGGGGUAGCUCUAAAAGCUUAUUAAUGUACUCAAUCUACAGAGAAAUUCGUUUACGUUGCAUUAACGGUCCCGCCGUCUACCGCAAGCAUUGACUCGUCAUUAGCUUAGGUAGAUUACCGUGAUGUACACAAUGUACUCGAUCAAUCGCGUGUCCCAUCGGUUGCGUGCAAAAUCAAAUGCUACGAGUAAUCCGCGGAGUUUUAAAAACGAGAAGAGCUAAAAAUAAAUAUCGCCCCCCUCUCCCCAAAUGUAAUUUGAGAUACACUUCAUUUGAGCUCCAUUUAUUUUUGCGAAAUGUUUAUACUCUCAUCUCGUAUGUGUAUCUUCCGUUCAAGUAUUGCUAGUAUAAAGUACGAGGGGGAUCGUUCGUCUUUCCAAACGAUCUACGUAGUCUCAGUCCAUUAUUUCUCGCACAGCCUAACGAUUUCGGUCCGAUCAAACGACAUAAAUUUGUCCGAUCAAACGACGUAAAUAUUGAUCGUAGGAAAGUUCAGGCGCAUAGAUAAAUCCCGGCUAUUUUCCUUCGAGGAAAGUCGGAGGCGUAACGUAAACAGGGCGGCGGCGGCGGUGCCGUUCGAUGUUCGAAGGAUUUGUCAACGAGGGGCAGAGCGCGAGAGAAGAGGCGAAAUGGGGCGUGACUUUGCACCCCGGGGUUUAUUCGGUGAACAACGCCGAUCGUCAUUAGCAAGGGUGUUAGACUAAUCGCACCGUUGUCGCCGCCGCCGCCACCGCGAAAGAAGCUAAAUGCAACCCCGACUUGCACGGAGAGCUUUCUAAAAAUGAAGUGUCCCCUCGGAAAACUUUGUUCAAUUUAACCGCGGUGCUGAAUUAUUAAUAGCGCAGAGCUAACGUCAUUAAUUGAUCAAUCGAUGAGUUGAGUUCUGCCAUGGAAUUGCAUAUCGCUAAGUAUUGUCUUUCGAGAAUAUGCGUUAUACAUCUGCAGUAUUUUCAUGCCGCUGCAUUUUAUAUCCCGCAGUGUACUAAUUUCGAUUGUGAAAUCGAUAAUAAAGCGCAUUUCUUCUAUGGUAAUAA